AUGCGUAAUGAACAAAAUCUUAUCAAUGAAUCAUUGACUUCGAGAUCAUCCCUCACUCGUGUAUUGCAUGCAAGUGAUCACCAUCAACUGGUAAGCAACACAUCAUUUUUUUGUGGCUCCGAGUUACAAGAGGAGAACAAGAUCACCACAGAGCAUUUUAGUGAGUCGUGGAAUAUCAAACCUCCAUAA
Echinococcus granulosus is the source of this 189-nucleotide messenger RNA. RefSeq lists its product as hypothetical. The record is from RefSeq and is a predicted model, not a curated record. Lineage: Eukaryota; Metazoa; Platyhelminthes; Cestoda; Cyclophyllidea; Taeniidae. The transcript has 2 exons. The coding region runs from base 1 to 189 and encodes 62 amino acids.